AUGUCGUCAACAAACCAAAAUAAUGAAGAAAAUGAUGAUGAUAUUGAUAAUGAUACACUCAUCUCAGAUGUUGACUUUUAUAAUGAUCAAGAAGAACAACAACAACAACAACAACAAAUACUUUAUCAACAACAAUUAGAAUUAAAGAAUAAUGACGAAAAUAUGAAUGUUCAACAAGAAUUGGAAUAUCUUAGAUUUGUAGUAGAAUCAUUAACAAAUAGAAUUCAACAAAUGGAAUCAAAUAUUGAUCAAAAUGCAGUGACAUUUCCACAUUUACAACAAGGUCAAUCAUUGGAUCAAUUUUCAGAGACUGUUGCUAAAGUGAUUGCAGAUGCAUCACCUUUUCUUUUAUGGAUGUCUGGUGUCGAUGGCAAAGCAAUCUAUUUUAACAAGAAAUGGUACGAGUUUACAGGUCGAUCGGUAGAAGAGGAAUUGGGCGAUGGUUGGACUGAAAUUGUACAUCGAGAAGACUUGGUACGAAUAUUCUCCAUCUAUAUGGAAGCAUUCCACAAUCGUACUUCAUUUAAACUUGAAUAUCGUGCCAUGCGUCACGAUGGAGUCUAUAGAUGGUUGAUUGAUACUGGAUGUCCACGUUUUUCACCUGAUCAAAAAUUCCUUGGUUAUGUUGGUUCUUGUUUAGAUGUUACUGAUAUGUGGCAUUCAAAACAUGAAACUAUUACUGUUAAAAAACAAUUAGAAUCAUUAUUAAAAUGUUCAGAAUAUUUAUUAAAUAAUCCAGGAAGUUCUUCUUCUACUUCUUCUUCUUCUUCUUUUUCAAAUGCAAAUAGAUUAAUAUUUUUUAAAUCUAUAUUAAAAUCGUUGACUUAUUCAUUUCUUUCAAAUGGAUCGAUAAUAUUUUUGGUGGAUUCAAACAAUCCUUGUUUACUGCGUAUUGGUCAAAAACACAAUGUAAACAUUGAUCAAGAUUAUACCAUACAAUUACCUGAAAGAUUUUGGCAACAAUGUAUAGAAACUAUGCAACCACAAACACCAGAACAACAAUUACAUCAAAAACAACAAGAUUCUAUCCAUCAUGCGGCGGCAGCUGAUCCACCAAUCGAUCCAGUUCAAAUGGAACGUCGUGACUUUUACGAAGACAUCCCAUCAUCCCCUCUAGAACAAUACCCACUCUCUGAAAUGUUUAAAAGAAUCGAUCAAGCAAAUAAUAUGGUCUACCUACAACCAAACAUUUAUUCAAUGCUCUAUCAAAAUUAUAUAUCACCUUUGAUGAUUCGUUUAGGAAUGAAAAGUGUAACAACUGAAUUUAUUCCUCAUUUUGGUAAUUAUGAUAGUAGUAUUCCAUAUGGCUUUAUUACGAUUGGAACGGUUGCUCAAAGACAAUUUUCAGCAAUUGAACAAAAUACUCUAAAAGUAAUGUCAAAUAUAGCCUCUGGUUUUGUUUAUCGUCAAACUAUUCAAGCUGAAAGUUUAUCAAAAUCAUUAAUUCUAGAUGAAUUAAAAGUAAAAGAGGAAAAAUCAAUCAUCUUGACAAAUCAUAAUGGUUUUAUUUUAGAAUCUUUUAAUCAAGAUAAUAAUAUAAUUGGAAUGGAUAUAUUAGAGGUAUUUUCUAAAUUGGGUGAUUUAAAACAAUCUAGUUUUAUAAAAUCUUUUCCUCAAUUUAUAAAAACUUUAAAUAUACAACAAAUAGUAGAACAAGUUGGUGAUGGUUUGAUUGAUAUUAAAGAAUUACCAAAUCAAACUUUUUUAUUUUUAUUUAAUCAAUAUAAUAAUCAACAACAACAACAACAAAUGACUGGAAUAGAAAAUAAUAAUAAUAAUAAUUGUAGAAACAUUUAUCAUCAAGAACCCUCUUAUAGAUGGUACCUUGGAUGCUCUGGUUCAGCGAGCCAUCAAACCCAAGGUUUCAUGAUGACAAGUGUGACAUCAUCUUUGAAACCUACCUCCUCUUAUAAAACUAAAAAUAAAGUGAUUAGUGUUUAUAAUCUUCUAAAAAAGAAUCUCUAA
Messenger RNA from Cavenderia fasciculata, 1965 nucleotides. RefSeq lists its product as uncharacterized. Gene Ontology annotation, molecular function: protein binding. Lineage: Eukaryota; Evosea; Eumycetozoa; Acytosteliales; Cavenderiaceae. The transcript is spliced from 4 exons. The record is from RefSeq and is a predicted model, not a curated record. Bases 1 to 1965 code for a protein of 654 amino acids.